Molecule: messenger RNA, 5007 nt
Organism: Gorilla gorilla gorilla (western lowland gorilla)
Lineage: Eukaryota; Metazoa; Chordata; Mammalia; Primates; Hominidae
Gene: SLC30A9
Product: solute carrier family 30 member 9
Exons: 18
Coding region: 1909-3615 (568 amino acids)
Biological process (GO): transmembrane transport; zinc ion transport; intracellular zinc ion homeostasis
Cellular component (GO): membrane; endoplasmic reticulum
Molecular function (GO): monoatomic cation transmembrane transporter activity
Source: RefSeq, a predicted model, not a curated record
AAGUCUGUUGACGCUUUAUUAUGUGAUACAGCAUUGUGAGAGUUAAGGUAACAGAAAAUGAUACACUUUGUUCUUCAAACUUAUUUGGCAAAUCAAGGGUACUGGAGGUUUAUAACAAUUAGUAGUGUCUAAGUCAAGUUACACCCCAACUAUACCAGGAAAAAGAAGGACAGGAAAGCACACACUGUGAAAUUUUACUGUGCACCAACAUAUUUUACACAUCAGGUGGGCUGUUAUGGAAAUUAAGAACUCUGCACAAAAUGUAUUUUUUUAAAAGUUUUAUCAAAAAAGGAACAUUUUCUUCUAAAAAUGAUUAGUACAGCUAAACAAAAUAAAAAUAAUAAUCCUAUCGCACAAAUUAAAAAUACAACCUGAGAAGUUUUGAUCAGGCUUGCCUAAAAUGAGUUGAAACCAAAGCCAUUUUAAGAAUCCAAAAUAUGAGAUUAGUUUUGUUCAAAAAGAAUUAUCCAUAAAAGUUAAUAGAUGUUUGCAUAGUUACCAUAAAAUAAGUAAGCCUUUAUGUAUUUUUACUUCAUAAAGUUGAAUUUCUAUUAAAAUCUAUUACAAGAAAGGGAAAGUAACUUUCCAGUAAUAUUCAGAUUUUUUAGUAAUAUUGAGCCUACAUUUAUGGGACAUCAUUUUUUAAUGUUUGUCCACUGAAUAUUUUAAGUUAUGUUUGUCAUAGGAAAUUAAAUUUGCUUACCAUUCUUAACGAUAAUUUCUUCUCUUUCCUCAUUUGGUUAUAUUUAUCUCAAUUAGUAUAAGAGACUUGUUGAUUUUUUUAAAAAUUAAGGACAUACUAAAUUUCCCCGAGAUAGUUAUUUUGCAGUAAUAUAGAUAAGCGACUCAGAUUAACUUUAAAACAAACCACCAUACAUUCCAUUCAAUUUAUUUUUGCCAGGCAUUGUUUUAGCGGCUUUAUACAGCCAUGUACAAAAUAGACAAGAUUCCAGCAUCAUGAUGCUUAUUUUCUAUUCUAGGACACAAAAUAGAAAAAAAAAAAUCUCAAAUAGUGAUAAGCGUUUUGAAGAAAAGUAUAUAGGACAGCCGGGUAGAGAAUGACCAGGACUACCAUAGCUAGGGUGGUCAAGGAAGGCCUCUCUUGAGUUUGAGUUAAGAGCUGAAUGAGCAUGGCAGAGAGAAACAGUUAACGUGGAUACUGUUCAGGUUUCUUUCUCCCUGGGACCAAAAUGUUUCGAAGUUUCCAUACCUCCGUUUACCCUAACUUGUCAUGAACAUAAAACCUCUUAUAUUGCAGGCAAAAAUCUGAGGUUCACAGAUUAGUAGGGCAAGUAACUGAUUCCGAAGUGUGUACUUGCCUUUAUGAUACUGGAUACACACUGGUGUUAACAAGGAGAACGAUGUACGUGGCAGAGGUUCGGAGAGUACUGGACAUGUUGGUUCUAAUUUGGGUUUAUCCUGGCAGGCUCUAGGUAGAGAGGCUCAGAAAACCUGCGUCCAUCCUUCCCAUCUUUCCUCCCAUUUCCGAAACCACGGCCCCGGUUUCGAGUCCAGAAAAAAAGGAGUAAGUAGAACUCCCAAAGGACAGCUUUCGUGGCUGAACAAGAUGUAAACAGUUUACGUGAUGAUUUCCAACAAAGCGCAAAAGUACAGGUGCAAAAGAAGACGGCAGACACCAAACUUCCCCUGCAGCCACGCCCUCCCCACUUUGGGAGUCUGGGUCCCCGGGAAGGAAGGCCUCCCUAUUGGUGUUCAACGUGUUACGUCACUUCCGCUACCUCCACGGCAGGCGUCGCUAAAUGACGUUGCCGUUUCCGGGUCACCCAGGCAGCUUGUGGCGGCUAAGGCAUCGGUGUUCGCUGAUGUCCAGUCUAUGGAGUCAGUUGGUACCGGUGGCGGCGCGGAGGCAGAAGGCGGUGUCCGAGUAGGGGCCUCUGCCCCACCAGGAUGUUACCGGGCUUGGCCGCCGCCGCGGCCCACAGAUGUAGCUGGUCCUCCCUGUGCCGGCUCCGUCUGCGAUGCAGGGCGGCGGCCUGUAACCCCAGCGACCGCCAGGAGUGGCAGAAUUUAGUGACAUUUGGAAGCUUUUCAAACAUGGUUCCCUGUAGUCAUCCAUAUAUUGGUACCCUGAGUCAAGUAAAGUUGUACUCCACAAAUGUUCAGAAAGAAGGACAGGGAUCACAAACACUCAGAGUGGAAAAAGUACCAUCAUUUGAAACAGCAGAAGGUAUAGGCGCAGAACUCAAAGCUCCACUUAAGCAAGAACCUCUCCAAGUAAGAGUUAAAGCAGUCCUUAAGAAAAGGGAGUAUGGAUCAAAGUACACUCAGAAUAAUUUCAUCACUGGAGUCAGAGCGAUAAAUGAGUUCUGCCUCAAAUCCAGUGAUCUAGAACAACUUCGAAAAAUCAGACGACGAAGUCCCCAUGAAGAUACUGAGUCUUUUACUGUAUACUUGAGAUCAGAUGUGGAGGCAAAAUCUUUGGAAGUUUGGGGAAGCCCUGAAGCUCUUGCCAGAGAGAAAAAAUUGCGUAAGGAAGCAGAAAUAGAAUACAGAGAAAGGCUAUUUAGAAACCAAAAAAUAUUAAGAGAAUACAGAGAUUUCUUGGGAAAUACCAAGCCACGCUCCAGAACAGCAUCAGUGUUUUUUAAGGGACCAGGAAAAGUGGUGAUGGUUGCGAUUUGCAUCAAUGGAUUAAACUGCUUCUUUAAAUUUCUUGCCUGGAUUUAUACCGGUUCAGCAAGUAUGUUCUCAGAAGCUAUACACUCAUUAUCUGAUACUUGUAAUCAGGGUUUACUAGCAUUGGGCAUCAGUAAGUCUGUUCAAACACCAGAUCCUUCUCAUCCGUACGGAUUUUCAAAUAUGCGCUAUAUUUCUUCACUAAUUAGUGGUGUUGGUAUUUUCAUGAUGGGUGCAGGACUAUCUUGGUACCAUGGAGUCAUGGGAUUGCUUCAUCCUCAACCAAUAGAAUCCCUUCUAUGGGCAUAUUGUAUUUUAGCAGGAUCAUUAGUAUCUGAAGGAGCAACACUUCUUGUUGCUGUAAAUGAACUUCGUAGGAAUGCUCGGGCUAAAGGAAUGUCAUUUUACAAGUAUGUAAUGGAAAGUCGUGAUCCUAGUACAAAUGUGAUAUUAUUGGAGGAUACUGCUGCAGUCUUGGGAGUUAUAAUAGCAGCCACUUGCAUGGGCCUUACUUCUAUAACAGGCAAUCCACUGUAUGACAGCCUAGGUUCUUUGGGUGUGGGCACCUUAUUAGGCAUGGUCUCAGCAUUCCUCAUCUACACUAACACAGAAGCACUCUUAGGGCGGUCCAUCCAGCCAGAACAAGUACAACGGCUCACUGAACUCCUGGAGAAUGACCCAUCAGUAAGGGCAAUUCAUGAUGUUAAAGCCACAGAUCUGGGAUUAGGUAAAGUAAGAUUUAAGGCAGAAGUAGAUUUUGAUGGGCGAGUUGUUACAAGAUCAUAUUUGGAAAAACAAGAUUUUGACCAAAUGUUACAAGAAAUUCAAGAAGUGAAAACUCCUGAAGAACUAGAGACCUUUAUGCUUAAACAUGGAGAAAAUAUUAUUGAUACUUUAGGAGCUGAAGUAGAUAGACUUGAGAAGGAACUGAAAAAACGAAAUCCCGAAGUUCGACAUGUAGAUUUGGAGAUACUGUGAGUUUGAUGGAAUGAAUCACCUGGGUGGGGACCUUGGAAACAAGUUUGUCCGUCCACUCUACAAAGUUUCCUCCUCUCCUACACUGAAGGACUCAGUGCCAUGCAGAAGCCUUUUUUUUAAGAUGAAGGAAAUAUUUUAUGUAAAGAGCAACUCAGCAGGACACAGAAUUAAAACUACUACUUACAUCUAAGAGACACACUACAAGUUGAAUCAAUUUGAAAAUCAUGUUUUUAUGCUUCCAUAGGGAACAUUUUGGUUAUUUAAAUUGUUCAUAAUGUCCCAUAUUUCACCUGUUCAGUGUAUACUGUACUUUGCAACCAUCUUUCGUUUUUUCACAAUGGUAAAAAUAAGUGGCAUCCAUAGGAUCAUGAUUUUUAAUUUGUUGCCUCUGAAGAUUUCACUCCAUCAAGAUCUGCCAGUCUUCAAUAUUCUGGCUAAAUCUUGGUAUGUGGUUUUUAAACAGUCACUCCGUUUCAAAAUCUGUCUUUCCUUAUAGAAUGUGGAAAUUAUUUCUCCAUACCUUGUGAUUUUGACCUGAGUGCUAAGAGAAUCACUCUCCUUACCUAGUUAUCUACAAAUGUUCAUUCCAGAAAUGUUUAGUUACUGAAUUGAAUGAAGACAUCUCAGUACACUCUUUUAGGUCAUAGUAGUUGCCAUUUUGUAAAAUUUAUUUUUUCUUCUUUGCUUUUUUCCCCUUAUUUGGUUUAAUUUUUCUAAUGUUAGGAGAUAUAGUCCUAGAUAUUUCCAUGGGCCAGUGUGAUGACUUUUUUUUAAAUGAGGUUCAGUACCAUAAUGUUUAUUUACUGGGAGAUAAUGCAUUUAUAAGCAUUUUAAAAUUCUGUAAAAUGGGUUAGAAAUAUUUAUAAUUUUACAGGCAGGACAGCAUUUGACUUUUAUUUAAAAGGCGGCACUACUUAUGUAAAUCUGAGCUGUGGGAUAUUUCUUGCUUUAAGAGAGAGACAGAAUCACUGAAACUCAUGGUCAUGAUUUUGUAUAAUAUAGUUCAUACUGUGUCUGUGAGUUUCUUCCAGUUACAAAUGGGCAUUUAGCAUAGUUAUAUUGACUAUAACAUGUAAGUAAAUAGCUUUCUACUGACCCUAAGUUAUCAAGGUGGAAAAAAAACAUGCAAUUCAGUAAUUGAAAAUGUGGUGAAAAGCUGCAGCUGUCAUCAUCAAAACAACUCAUAACGUACUUUAAAAUGUUCAGGUAGCAGUGAGCAUUGUUCAUAUGAGAAUGGCAGCUGGGUGAUCUCUUUGCUGAAUUAAUGAGUUGUUAACAUGUGGACCCAACUGCCUGUGUGAGAUCUGUGUCUUAAAACUUACUGAAAUGGAAAUUUAUGAAUUAUUGCAAAUUGUAAUGCUGGAAACAAAAAAUAAAUCCUUGGUUAAAGGG